AUGAAGGUAGAGUAUCACAAUUCUUACAACCUUCUAACUACCAACACCACAGCUUCAUCAGCUUUACCUGAACUAAAAAUGAACAAGAUCUUUGCCGUCGUUCUCUGUUUGUCUUUCGCCUCAAUGACCUUAGCUGGUAACCCCUUGAUGAUGGGUGGUUUAGGUAUGAUGAACCCCUACAUGAUGGGUAUGAUGAACCCUUACAUGAUGGGUAUGAUGAACCCCUAUGAUGGGUAUGCAAUGAUGGGUAUGGGAGGUUUAGGUAUGAUGGGAAUGAUGAACCCCUACAUGAUGGGAUAUGGUGGACUCGGUAUGCUCGGCGGUUACGGUAUGAUGGGCGGUCUUGGUAUGAUGGGUAAAAAAUAAGGUUCGUUUUAUCCAUUGUUUCUCUGUCAUCUUGCAUUCUGACUAUUUUCUGUAUCAUUUCAAUUUUAAAAGUUUAAUACGUCCCCAUAUAAUGUUAUAUUCAUAUUAAAACUCACAAAAAUCUAAACAUUUACCUAAGAUAACUAACUGAUUGUUUGGGAGUAAACUCGACUUGACAUUGAAUCUGUAAUUAUUAAAAUACUUGUUUGAAUUUUUUCAGGUGUUCCUUGAUAUCAUACACACAGAGAGUUCUAUUUUUAUAUUCAAAUUAGUACAUUAUAUUUAUUUAUAAUAAAUCAUGUUAAAAC
Molecule: messenger RNA, 674 nt
Organism: Lottia gigantea (owl limpet)
Lineage: Eukaryota; Metazoa; Mollusca; Gastropoda; Lottiidae
Exons: 2
Coding region: 1-366 (121 amino acids)
Source: RefSeq, a predicted model, not a curated record